Calidris pugnax (ruff) is the source of this 3189-nucleotide messenger RNA. RefSeq names its product arylsulfatase A (gene ARSA). NCBI's taxonomy places the organism in Eukaryota, Metazoa, Chordata, Aves, Charadriiformes, Scolopacidae. Gene Ontology annotation, molecular function: arylsulfatase activity. The transcript is spliced from 8 exons. The record is from RefSeq and is a predicted model, not a curated record. The coding region runs from base 168 to 1685 and encodes 505 amino acids.
GCGGGUCAGCUGGCGGCGAUGCGCCGCGUUCGGCCCCGCCGGUCCCGGAACCGCCGGCGCUGCGGGGCCGGGACGGGUCCUGCUGGGCCGAGCGCGGAAGGGCAGCGCCGCAGCCCGAGCUGAGCGCGCGUAUCGCGGGUCGUGGGGUCUCCGCCGUUGGCAGCGCCAUGGGGCCGCGGGGCCGGGCCCUGCCGUGGGCCCUGGCGCUGCUGGCUCUGCGCGGAGCCGCCGCCGCCCCCCCCAGCUUCGUCCUGUUGCUGGCGGACGACUUGGGGUUCGGGGACCUGGGGAGUUACGGGCACCCCUCUUCAGCCACGCCGCACCUGGACCGGAUGGCGUCCCGCGGGCUGCGCUUCACCAGCUUCUACAGCAGCUCCCCGGUGUGCAGCCCCUCCCGGGCAGCCCUGCUGACCGGCCGCUUCCAGAUGCGCUCAGGGGUUUACCCCGGUGUGUUCUACCCCGGCUCGCGGGGAGGCCUGCCGCUCGCCGAGGUCACCAUCGCAGAGGUGCUGAAGGCCGAGGGCUAUGCCACAGCCAUGGUUGGCAAGUGGCACCUUGGCCUGGGGGUUAAUGGCUCCUUCCUGCCCAUCCACCAGGGCUUUGACCACUUCUUGGGGGUGCCCUACUCCCACGACCAGGGCCCCUGCCAGAAUCUCACCUGCUUCCCACCCAACAUCAAGUGCUUUGGGACUUGUGACCAAGGCGUGGUGCCGGUUCCACUGCUCUGCAACCAGAGCAUCGUGCAGCAGCCGGUCUCUUUUCCGGAUCUGGUGCCGCUCUACAACAAAUUCUCCCGGGACUUCAUCGCUGACUGUGCCCGACGAGGCCUCCCCUUCCUGCUCUACUAUGCCUCCCAUCAUACCCACUACCCCCAGUUUGCGAGCCAGGAGUACGCGGGGCAGUCACGGCGGGGGCCAUUCGGUGAUGCUCUCUCGGAGUUUGAUGGCUCGGUGGGACAGCUGCUGCAGGCACUGGAGGAAAAUGGUCUUGCAAAUACGACCUUGGUGUUUUUCACCUCUGACAAUGGCCCCUCCACUAUGCGGAUGGCACGUGGGGGCAGCUCUGGCCUUCUGAAGUGUGGGAAGGGCACAACAUACGAAGGUGGCAUGCGGGAACCAGCGGUGGCUUAUUGGCCAGGCCGUAUCGCUCCAGGAGUGACGCAUGAGAUGGCGAGCACCCUGGACAUCCUGCCAACCCUGGCUACCCUGGCUGGAGCAGCUCUUCCCAAAGUUGCCCUGGAUGGCUAUGACCUGAGUCCAGUGCUGUUUGGGUCAGGAAAGAGUCCCCGUCAGACCAUGUUUUUCUACCCGCCGGCCCCCGAUCCGCUGCACGGCCCCUUUGCUGUCAGGCUGGGGAAGUACAAGGCCCAUUACUUCACACAAGGUUCCUUCCACAGUGACGAGACCCCAGACCAGGCCUGCCACGGGCUGACCCCACUGGCCCCUCACUUGCCCCCGCUGCUCUUUGACCUGGAGUCAGACCCGGCUGAGAACUAUAACCUGCUGCAGAGCGGCGCAGGGCCAGAGCUUCUGCAGGUCCUGAAGGAGAUCAAGCUGCAGAAAGUGCUGUUUGAACAGCGCAUGGAGUUUGGGGAGAGCCAGAUGAGGAAGGGCACGGAUCCUGCCCUGCAGCCCUGCUGCGCACCCAACUGCACGCCUAAGCCCUCCUGCUGCCGCUGCUCCUAGCCUCCUGCUGUGCCUCCACGCUGAACCCUCUCCCAAACCCCCCAACACCCCCAACUAACCGAGCUCAGCCUUGGAGCUACCCUGUGGCUUUGGAUCACUGACAACUCUGACUAAUGCAGAGCUGGGGCAGCAAACUGUGGGACAGGGAGGUGAGGAGUGCAGGUCAGUGGACCCUGUGCACUGUGUUGGAUGUUCAAAAUGAGGCCUCUUGACAGAAACCCUGGCUUCUUCAGGUAGGGACCAUGAUACAGCAUCAUCUCCAGACCCAGAACAGCUCCUUCCAAACUAUGACCAAGGUGAAGCAAAGGGCAUGCCCCAGUGUCCAGAGAUCCCAGUUCAGCUGGGGCCAUGCUGUGCACCAGGUGGGACCAGAGCUGGGAGCUGCAGCACCAUCCCUUGCCAGGGGCCAGGAGCACAGCAAGAGGAGGGGAUGGAUGGUCCCGGCAGCUUCAGAGGCAGGACCUUGUGCCGUGAGGGCAGAGGGGCCGUGGCUGGGUGGGAAGCAGCUCAGGCAUUGCACGCUCAAGCACCUCCACGUCUCUCGUGACUCCAGGAGGUGGAGACGUGGCCGGGGGUUGGCAGCCAGGGCCCCUUGUAAGGUCUGUGGAUGCUGGGGCUGAUCAAGGAGGGGGGCUGCAACCCCGUGCCACCCACAUGUCUGGAAGGGUCUCUGUCCCCGUGCUCGUGAGCGAGUCCAGCUCCACGUUCACUAGUGAAUGGCACACGGUGCUCCCACCCAGCGCUGGCUCUGGACACUGGGUGUUUCCAGCUGUGGGGUCCCUGGGGCCUCUGUUCUUUUGCCAUUGCUGGCAGCCUCUGGACCCACCGCCCAGUGGGUAGAGAGCAGGGCCACACAGAUCCGGGUUUGGAAUCGCUCCCAAGAAGGAGGUGGGAUGGACUGUGAUGAUCAGGGGCAGGGCUCAGUCAAACAAGCAAAGACACCAGCAGCUUGCCUGUGUGUGACAGGCUCCUUGACAUUUACAUUAAUCAAGGACUUUUUUUUAGCUUCCCGUAGAAGAAUAGAGCGAUGGAAUGGCCAAUGCAACGUUCCACGCCACAGACCUGCUCAGUAGGUAACUGAGGGUUGGCCAGGGGGUGGGAAUGCCCGAUCACAGCUCGGGAUGGUGCCAGUUCAGCAGGUGGUGGUUCCUGGUUUGAGGUAAACCAGAACCAAUUUUCUGUUCGCUAGUUUUACUUUUCAACCAAGGCUCUUCUUACUAAUUGAACUGUCUGAAAUUAACAGCAUAUUGCUGAGACACUGCUUGCUCCCAGAGAGAUAGGACCAAUUUUCUGCCAAUUUUCAAUUUAUGCCAAGGAACGGCAUGCAGAGGGGCUCUUGCUUCUACUUACUGCUAUAACAACCAAGGUUGGCUCUUUCCGUGGAUAGAGAAGCGUGGGGAGAAUCUGCUGUUGGUUUCAGUGGCCCACCAGGACAGGUGGUUAUUGAUAUUUUUUGUGCUAGUUUUCUGAUCUCAUUCUAUUAAACUGUCUUUAUUUCAACCCA